GAAUCGAUGCUAACACUCGCUGCUCAGUUGCGUAGCAAAGUUAAUCCGCGUCGGACGUACUGCCGAGGUGGGCUCCAUCUUUCCGGCUUUGCGGAGUUUUGUGGUUGUGGUUUUGUUUGCCACUACGGAAUACAGUGCAAUACGGUGGUGCGCGUCAUACUUGAUAGUGAAUAUAGUGAAGUUUAUACCUAGCACUGAUUAGUAGUCGCUUGCUGUGCCAAAGAAUCCUACCACGACACACAGUGAACAUGACGAACCCAUUGGGAAGAGCUGCCGGUGUGGUGUUGCUGCUGCUAGGACUUAUUACAAUUCUUGGCCUUCAGCCUGCCCAUGGUCAAUGUGCGCCGGGUGAUGAAAAAAAGGCGUCGGAAAAAUCCGACCCUGAUCAGUCCCGUACCCGGCUGUACAAGGGUGAAUCGAUCUUCACACUGCAGCUGCUCGAUGCUAUCAACACGGCUACACCGAACGAAAACCUCUUCUUCUCACCGUACAGCCUGUACAAUGUGCUGCUGAUGAUGUACUUCGGUGCACAAAAUUCGACGGAAAAGCUACUCCGAACCGGACUUAAUCUGCAGUGGUCCGAUAGUAAGACGACCGUACAUGAGGCAUACGAUACGGCCCGGAAAUCGCUUCAGGGUCGUUUCAGUGAAAGCAACGCCGUUGGAUUUAGUUCUGUCGAUAAGCUAUUCUUUGGACAGCGCAUUCCCAUCUCGACCUGCAUGCAACAGAAGUUUGCCGACACUAUCGAGCAGCUGGACUACGAAAGACAGCCCGAGGAGCAGCGGGUGUACAUUAACCGCUGGGUGGAAGCUGCAACACGCGGACAGAUUAAGGACUUGUUGGUGCCUGGUGCGAUCACACGCAACACCAAGCUAGCAAUUGCUAAUGCGGCAUAUUUUAAGGGCACAUGGCAGACUAAGUUCAAGGCGGCUGAAACCAAAAAGGAAAUCUUUUACAUCUCUGCCGACCGUCAAGCGUUUGUCGAUAUGAUGCACGUCGAGGGAACGUUCAGCCAUGCUGCCAAUGAAAAGCUUAGUUGUCACAUUCUGGAACUUCCGUACAGUACCGGUGCUGAGGACGACGACAGCCAACGAAGCGACAAUCCAAACCAAGUGUCGAUGUUUGUCUUUCUGCCACCGGCUGAACCGAACGCUCUCUCGAAACUGCUUGCCCGGCUGGCAGCCGACACCAACAUCCUGCACGAGGUAGUGAACGAUGGCAUUUCGCGCAAGGUUGACGUCAAGCUGCCAAAGUUUAACAUCGAAAAGACGGUUGAGAUGAAACCGGUGCUGGAACGAUUAGGCAUGGGUGCGCUGUUUGAGAAUACGGCCAACUUCGACAGUUUUACUGAUGGCCAGGAACAGAUCGGUUUCGAUGAGGUACUACAGAAAUCCAAGAUCGAGGUAAACGAAGAAGGUUCGGUGGCCGCUUCUGCAACGGUUGCUUUUUCGUUCCGAUCGUCACGUCCCGUCGAUCCGGCCAUGUUCCAUUGUAACCAUCCGUUCGUUUUCAUCAUCUACGAUUAUGGAACCCGAUCUGUCCUGUUUAACGGAGUCUAUCGUCAGCCGGAGUAAUGUUAGCCGUGGUUGGCGCGCAGCGUACGGAAUCGCAUUCCAUGUGACCUACUUUAAGGAAAAGACUAUUUUGUUUAGAUUUAUUUAUUUUAAAACUCCAAAAACAAGGUGCCGUAGACGGAACACAAAAAACUAUCGGAAUAAAAUGUAGGGAAGAAACUAAAAGAAAUCAAAUUAGUGCCGGUGAUUGAUUCCUCUUUCACUGCAUUGUUUUUUUUUACUUCAGUUUCGCGAGUGAGUGUCGCUUUUUAUACUUAACUGUACUUGAUCAUGUUUGUUAAGAAAUAAAAAAAAACAACGAAGCCGAAAA
Anopheles funestus (African malaria mosquito) is the source of this 1884-nucleotide messenger RNA. Its product is annotated as serine protease inhibitor 88Ea-like. Lineage: Eukaryota; Metazoa; Arthropoda; Insecta; Diptera; Culicidae. The record is from RefSeq and is a predicted model, not a curated record. The transcript has 4 exons. Gene Ontology annotation, molecular function: serine-type endopeptidase inhibitor activity. Bases 249 to 1574 code for a protein of 441 amino acids.